AUGUCCAACUCCCCUUCUCUGCCCAUGCAACAACAGCCAGACUCCAUGCGUAUUGGCCGAAGCUACAAAGAUGCAAUCAAUGCCUUGAACAGUCUUCAAUCCAAUUUUGCUACCAUCCAGGCAGUCAAGCUUCUGGAUAUCCUGCCGCAGCAGAGAAGCAUUCUUUCCCUAAAUGAGGUAUUUGAGUAUACCCGUAGAUUGGGCUACAAACCACUGGACUUCAACAAAUUGAACAUCAUUCAUGUGACCGGAACCAAAGGAAAGGGAUCCACCUGUGCAUUCACUGAAUCCAUUUUAUCCAAGUAUAGAGGUGCCGGGAUCAACAAGAUCGGCUUGUUCACAUCUCCGCACUUGAUCUCGGUACGUGAGCGGAUCAAAAUCAACGGCGAGCCCAUCACGGAAACGAAAUUCGCCAAGUAUUUUUUUGAAGUCUGGGACAAACUAUCGAGCACCACUAGCGAUCCAGACGCCUUUCCUACCUUGCAGCCAUGUGACACUGUGAAGCCGAUGUACUUCAAAUACUUGACUAUUCUCUCUUUCCAUGUAUUUCUCUCCGAGAAUGUGGAUACGGCAAUUUACGAAGUGGGUGUUGGAGGCAAAUACGAUUCGACCAACAUUAUAGAGAAACCCACUGUCGCGGCCAUGACAUCCUUGGGUAUCGACCAUACCCUUAUGCUUGGAAACACCAUUGACUCAAUUGCUUGGAACAAAGCUGGAAUUUUCAAGCGCGGAUGUCCUGCUAUUGUUGGUGAACAACCAGAAUAUCCAGAGUCAUUGAAAGUGGUCGAGGAUGUUGCAAAUGAAAUCGGCGUCUCAUCACUUGAGGUCGUGAAUGCUGAUAUUAUCCCACCUUCAACCAAAUUGGGAUUAGCUGGUGACUUUCAACGUAAGAAUGCUGCCGUUGCUGUUAAAAUUGCUCAAGUACAUAUGAAAAAGUUGGGAGUUCAUAUCGAAAGUGAUGACGAGCUUCCACAAGAGUUCAUUCAAGGUCUUGAGGCAGCACGCUGGGACGGUCGUUGCCAGACCAUUAAUAACUAUUCCGGCUAUGACCGUAUUAGCUGGUUUAUUGAUGGUGCGCACACCCUUGAAUCAAUCAAUGGUGCUUCGCAAUGGUUUAAGAAUGCUGCAACUAAACGAGACAUUCCACGUGUAUUGUUGUUCAACCAGCAGAGUCGUGACAAUGCUGGAGAACUUUUGGAGAAAUUAUACGAAAACAUUUACGCUUCCCCAAGCCUCAAAUUCGAUCAUGUCGUUUUCACAACUAAUGUGACAUGGUCUGACGGAAGUUACAAUAGCGACCUUGUUUCGCUCAAUGUUUCAAAGGAUGGAGUCGAUAAAUUGAUAAUCCAGAAGGAACUUGCCGAGAAGUGGGAUGCUUUGGAUAAGGUGCGUGGACUCACUACCCGCAAACACAUUUUCCCUAAUAUAGAGACCUCUCUCAAAUUCAUCAAGAGUUUGACCAAUGACAAGCAAGAGGUCGAGGUAUUUGUGUGCGGUUCGUUGCAUCUUGUUGGUGGAUUCUUAGCUGUUCUCAAGGAGAUCAAAGACUAA
Molecule: messenger RNA, 1551 nt
Organism: Australozyma saopauloensis
Lineage: Eukaryota; Fungi; Ascomycota; Pichiomycetes; Serinales; Metschnikowiaceae
Product: tetrahydrofolate synthase
Exons: 1
Coding region: 1-1551 (516 amino acids)
Biological process (GO): tetrahydrofolylpolyglutamate biosynthetic process
Cellular component (GO): mitochondrion; cytosol; cytoplasm
Molecular function (GO): tetrahydrofolylpolyglutamate synthase activity; ATP binding
Source: RefSeq, a predicted model, not a curated record